UCUCGCUUCACACAUCUUCAUUAGUCCGGGUGACUUAACCGCCAAAAUGACACAAAUCUCAUCGACCCAUCAUCACAUCGUCUACCUUCAGGGCGAUUUUGUAGACAUCCUCGAUUUCGACCUUCCCGCCCCGCAUACCUACACCAAGACCGUGUACCCGCAGACCUCUCUAUCAGAGCUCCACGAGCGCCUCCACGAUGCGUCAGUGAUCGUCCUCUCCGCGUUGCGGAUCGACGCCAAUGCCCUUGCGCCCGAGGUCAGCCCCAAUCUCAAGCUGGUGAUGGUCGUGGCGGUGGGCACCGAUUGCAUCGACCUGGAGGCAUGUCGCAGACGGGGCAUUGUCGUCUCCUACAUCCCCGGCGCCAACACCGAGUCCGUCUCGGAACACGCCAUCGCACUGCACCUGGCUGCGCGCCGGAAGAUCCUGGGGAUGAACGCCCUGACGCGCGCCGGCGAGUGGCCGCGGCGGAAGACGUUGAUGUUCGAUUUCCUCGACAAGGCCGGCGCGCCCCCCUUGACUUGUCAGGAGGAGGUGGCUGGCAUUAUUGGCAAUGGUGCUGUUGGGAAGCGAAUUGCUCUUCUCGCUCGCGGCAUGGGGAUGAAAGUGGUCAUCUCCGACCGCAAGCAACUGGGUGCAGUGACAUCAUCAGCAAGUACCACCACCAGCAAGGAUGGUCUCGAACGAGUUCCAUUUGAGGCCGUCAUCAGACAGAGCACGGCCCUGUUCGUGGCGGUGCCUCUCCUGGACUCGACGCGGAAUCUUCUCUCGACGGCCGAAUUCGAGUCCAUGUCUCCCCAUGCGGUGCUAGUCAACGUGUCCCGCGGGGGCGUCAUCGAUGAGCGCGCGCUGGUCCAGGCAUUGAAGGAAGAUCGCAUCUCCGGCGCAGCGACCGAUGUCUUCUUCCAGGAGCCUGCCGGUCCGGACAACUCGCCUUUGCUGGCCGAGGGAACCGAGGGGCUGAACCUGAUUGUGACGCCGCAUCUGGCGUGGUUGGCUCAGAGGACCAUGGCGAAUUACUCGCAGCGGCUGAAGCUGUCGGUGGAAGAGUGGUGCAGAGGGAAUCCUUUGAAUGUUGUUACUUAGUACCUGUUGAUAAUGACGUGACUGCUGAACUAGAUUCCUC
Messenger RNA from Aspergillus uvarum CBS 121591, 1124 nucleotides. Its product is annotated as D-isomer specific 2-hydroxyacid dehydrogenase family protein. Gene Ontology annotation, molecular function: NAD binding; oxidoreductase activity, acting on the CH-OH group of donors, NAD or NADP as acceptor. Lineage: Eukaryota; Fungi; Ascomycota; Eurotiomycetes; Eurotiales; Aspergillaceae. The record is from RefSeq and is a predicted model, not a curated record. Bases 47 to 1084 code for a protein of 345 amino acids. The transcript has 2 exons.